AUGGACCUGAACUGGAACCCUGACAGAGUUUCUCAUCCAGGCUCAUCUGAAGGCCAGGAGACUGAUUUGAAUUGGCAAAUCAACCCAAAUCCCAGUCUGUUGAUUAGAGAUGAUGGAGAGCUGCUUAUGGAUGAGCAUCUUUCCCCCAGGAAACUGAAAAUUUUGGCAGGGGUAGAUGAUCUGAAGCAAGUGAAGGCCUUAGAGAUGCGAGUAGACACCAGAGAGAUCACCUUGGGGAACUUUGGUGUGCAUCUGCCUAAUCUGAGAGAGCUGAAGUUGAACAAUAGCUUGCUUGCAUCUGUGAGGGACCUUGGCACCUCACUGUCCCGUCUCCGUGUCCUGUGGAUGGCUCAGUGUGGGCUCUCAGAUUUAGAUGGGAUCUCUUCCUGCGGCUCUCUAAAAGAGCUCUACAUUGCUUAUAACAAUAUCUCUGACCUGAGCCAGCUGACCUGGCUGGAUCACCUUGAGGUUUUGGACCUGGAAGGGAACAAUAUUGAGGACAUCAACCAGCUGCAGUUCCUGCGACUUUGUUGCAAGCUAAGCCACCUGACAGUGGAGGGCAACCUUAUUUGCCUGAAGCCAACUGCAGACUCUGCAGAGGACCCAGACUACAAUUAUAGAGCAGAAGUAAAAAUACUCAUUCCCCACUUGAAGUAUUUGGACAGAAUACCAGCAAGACAGACUGCUCUCCUUCCUUCCAAGAGGUUGCAUGAGGAUUCUCUAAUCAUCAAGGAGUCCAUCAAGGAAGGUGGUUUAGCCAAAGACAUUUCAUGGUUAGAUUCGUAUCUUGGGGAAGUAGUAAAGAAGUCUGGUUGCAACCCCAAACCCCCAACAACUUCCAGAUCUGGAAAUACACAGUGUUCUGCUAAUGUAGGGACAUGUAGUGAUGCCAGCCUUUUGUCCAGUAGCUGCUCUCUUCCAGAUUCCACUUUUUUUCCUGAUAAGCUGUUCACAGAAGAUGACUCCAGUGAUUUGACACAUGGAUUCUGUCAAGUUAUAUGUGGGAACCCUGCCAAGGCCCUCCACGAGAGGAGGCAAAAGCUAGGUCCACCUGCUAUGAGCCCUUUGAAACCGUCUGGUCUGACGACAGACAACCUUAGUGGUUCUGGAGGAGGAAGAGAUCUGCACCAGGAAAAGGUGUCCCUUGACCUGGGAGCACGGAUGGAGCAGCACAAGGGGUGCCUGCAAACAGGUCAGCAAGAACAAGCCAGCCAAGCACUGAAGGUGAAUGAGGGUGAAGAUAAGGACAAGGACCUAAUUGAAAGGAUCUCACUUGACCCUUCUUCCCACUCCUCAGGUUUGUCACAGUCUCAGGAGGGUGCAGUGUUCUCCAAUACAAAACGUUACCUAAUUCCAACCCCUCCAAAAAACCCUUCACCUGCCUCUGCAGUGGAUGUUGUGGCAAGACCUUGGAAAACAAGGAACCACAGGGGCCUAAAAAUACCCAGGCAAGAGGAUAGGCAGUGUGCACAGCAAUCCCAGUCAAAGGCUCAUCAAGAGAAUUCAGCCCAGCCUCUGGACAAAGAACCUGCUCCCCAGAGCCUGCACAGCACUCUGGCUGCCUCUGCAUCCCAAGAGCAGCACCAGUCUGCGGGCGGCACCAGUCAGCAAAGGCCCAUUCCAGGACCAGCAGCUGUUGGGUCAUCAAGGAUCAGGUCCAUCAUGGAUGAGAACCCUUCUAAAGAGAUCAACUGCCAGCAUCCAGUUGCCUGCUCAUCCACAAAAGCCUCACAGAGGUUUAGGCCAAUGAAUUCUGCUUGGCCCCUGACUGCCAGGUCUGUUCUGCAGCCAUUGGCAGGCAAAUCCGCUGCCACAAAAACAUCUCGAAACAGAAGUCUUCAGUCCUAG
Molecule: messenger RNA, 1848 nt
Organism: Cinclus cinclus
Lineage: Eukaryota; Metazoa; Chordata; Aves; Passeriformes; Cinclidae
Gene: LRRC56
Product: leucine rich repeat containing 56
Exons: 12
Coding region: 1-1848 (615 amino acids)
Molecular function (GO): protein binding
Source: RefSeq, a predicted model, not a curated record